UCUCCCUCUUUCUCUACGACUCUAUCUCUCCCUCCACCUUCAGAGCUUCAAACAGACCAAAUUCCCUCAUUCAAGCCCGGCCGGACCCAAAUAUCCCGAGGACUACAUUGCAAUUGUCUCCUUAGGGUGCACUGGUCUUGUGGAGCCACUGAAUCUUGAUUUUCUUGUCAGCAGGCUCCCAAGACUACCAGCUCCAGUCGGCAGUAAAUCGAAGGUGAAAGAUGGGAGAGAUGACGAGCAACCAGUUGGGAGUUAUCGGGGCAUUGUUCCUAUCUGUGGCUUCAUCAGUGUCCAUUGUCAUCGUCAACAAAGCUUUGAUGAGCAAUCUUGGUUUUCCAUUUGCAACAACGUUGACCAGUUGGCACCUGAUGGUAACGUACUGCACUCUACAUGUGGCUCUGCGCAUGAAUUUCUUCGAGAACAAGCCAGUCGACAUGAAGACGGUCAUCCUCUUCGGCAUUUUGAAUGGAGUUUCGAUAGGUUUCCUCAACUUAAGCUUGGGAUUUAACUCCAUUGGAUUCUACCAGAUGACCAAGCUUGCAAUAAUACCUUUCACGGUUCUAUUAGAGACCAUUUUCUUGAAAAAGCAUUUCAGCCAGAAGAUCAAGUUCUCUCUAUUCGUCCUACUCAUCGGUGUCGGCAUUGCCUCCAUAACCGACCUUCAGCUUAAUUUUCUGGGAACAGUUCUCUCCCUUUUGGCCAUCAUUACAACUUGUGUUGGUCAAAUUCUCACAAACACAAUUCAGAAGAGACUAAAUGUCUCAUCUACUCAGUUGCUGUACCAAUCAGCUCCAUUUCAAGCGGCUGUUCUCUUCGUCUCAGGCCCUCUUGUUGAUCAGUGCCUUACCAAACAAAAUGUGUUUGCCCACAAAUAUUCCCCUAUUGUAUUGGCAUUCAUAUUACUUUCUUGCUUGAUUGCCGUAUCUGUUAACUUCAGUACAUUUUUAGUGAUUGGGAAGACGUCACCUGUUACAUAUCAAGUUUUAGGGCAUCUUAAAACGUGCCUUGUUCUUGCGUUCGGCUAUACACUCCUGCAUGAUCCUUUCACUUCAAGAAACAUUGCUGGAAUACUAAUAGCCAUUGUUGGAAUGGGAUUGUACUCGUACUUUUGCGCCCAUGAGAACAAGAAGAAACAAGGGGGAGACUUCUCAUCUAUGUCUCAGAAUAAAGACAAAGAUACCACACCACUUUUGGCUAACGGGAAGAAGAUGGCCCAUCAGGAUGAGGAAAAUCCGACUGAAAAAUGAUCUUUUAAGGCCUCCCAAGACUGAGGAGUAGGCUUUUAGGUGAAGUUCAAUUGUAACUCCGCUUAAGACUUGAGCUAUUCUUUUUAAUUCAGACAUUCCACGACAAGUGUGUAGACGAUUUUGAUAUGUAUAAUAAAUAUGCUUUUC
This is a messenger RNA of Coffea eugenioides, 1394 nucleotides long. RefSeq names its product UDP-xylose transporter 1. The record is from RefSeq and is a predicted model, not a curated record. The coding region runs from base 222 to 1247 and encodes 341 amino acids. Gene Ontology annotation, molecular function: UDP-xylose transmembrane transporter activity; antiporter activity. Lineage: Eukaryota; Viridiplantae; Streptophyta; Magnoliopsida; Gentianales; Rubiaceae. The transcript has 9 exons. Gene Ontology annotation, cellular component: Golgi apparatus.